Saprolegnia parasitica CBS 223.65 is the source of this 1160-nucleotide messenger RNA. RefSeq lists its product as hypothetical. The record is from RefSeq and is a predicted model, not a curated record. NCBI's taxonomy places the organism in Eukaryota, Oomycota, Saprolegniomycetes, Saprolegniales, Saprolegniaceae. The transcript has 4 exons. The coding region runs from base 6 to 1130 and encodes 374 amino acids.
UCGGUAUGCAGCGACCAGGCCGCACCGCCGACGCGGUCAAGCUCGAGAAGCGUUUGUACCACCGCGAGAAGCAGCGCAUGUACCGCCAGCAAGAGGCCGACGAGGUCCAGUUCUUGAAAAGCCGGGUUCGAGAGCUCGAGGCGGCGAUCGCACAGCACGCGCAGCAAAAAGCGCUUCGCACGCUGCCUUGGCGCGAGGUUGCGACAGGCCUCGCCGACGAAGCGCAGGUGGCCAUGCAUCAGACUCGCCUGCUCAAGUCGCAGAAGGCCGUGUACAAGGAGCUUGCGCAGCGCAUGUCGACGUGGGUCGCGAAAAAUCUGCGUGGCAUCGAGAAAUCGCUCGACCCGUCGCGGCCGUCGUGGCGCAACUCGACGCUCUUAAAGGAGCCCGAAGCGCGCAAGCUCGGCUUUGACUGGAUCUCGCAGCAGCUGUACCACAACGUGGACCGGGUCCUUGCCGACUGCGGCUUUCCACCGCCCACGGAGCACACGUCGUUUGACGAGUUUGCAGUGCGCGAGACGGCGGACGAUACGUUUCAAUACAUGUGGCGCCACCAGUUGUAUGUGCCCGUGUCGCUGGACGUGGCCAUCGCGAGUGCCCGCAAGUCGAUCUACUACUACCUCUCGGGCGUCGUCUGGUCGCCAGGCAACGGCAAGUUUAUCGAUUCGGACAUGCUCAAAGAAGUGAGCCCCACGAUGCUGUACAGCCACACGGUGGUGAGCGAGGACGAGUCCGUGAAUUUGAUGUGGCGCGAGUUUCCCGUCCGCGACAACCGCUGCGUCAUGGUGAGCCAAAACAUCCACGACGACGAGACGCUUCCAGUAAUCAACCGUCAGUGCAAUCGCCAGUUCUGGGUCACGAUGGAGGCGGUGGACGAGACCCACACCAAGGUUCGCGUCUUGUACGUCAACUCGCAGUUUUCAAAAAAGACGGCUACGUGUCGAUCCACGAAGAGGCUGCGUGCUGGGGGCUUCUGGACCUUCCGACCGACGCAACGGACGAUCAGCUCUCGCAUCGCUUCAAGCGCCAUGCGACAGUGGCCGGUCAGCAAUUUCUCCAGUUUAGCCUGCAAACCUUUAGCGGCAAAGUCUAACCGCAGCGUUUGCUCGAUUCUUGUCGGACGACGAUAAUGUGUAGUUAAAGCGUGAAUGCAAAGAGAG